This is a messenger RNA of Coccinella septempunctata (seven-spotted ladybird), 2300 nucleotides long. RefSeq names its product adenylyl cyclase-associated protein 1 (gene capt). The coding region runs from base 297 to 1547 and encodes 416 amino acids. Lineage: Eukaryota; Metazoa; Arthropoda; Insecta; Coleoptera; Coccinellidae. Gene Ontology annotation, cellular component: cytoplasm. Gene Ontology annotation, molecular function: actin binding; adenylate cyclase binding. Gene Ontology annotation, biological process: cytoskeleton organization; regulation of adenylate cyclase activity; cell morphogenesis. The transcript has 3 exons. The record is from RefSeq and is a predicted model, not a curated record.
UUUUUUAACCUUGCGGUAUUUUUGGCCUACGUGGUAAACCGGCUUCUUCGAGUUUGACCGUUUGACCAGAGUGGUUUGACGUUGCAUACAAUCGUGCCUCCGCCCUAUUUAUGUAUUGCCAAGUAUCGCCGUGUAUUUUUGUUCUGUUAUGUGAGUCAUCAGCUGUUACAAAUCAUACAAAAAUAAUCUAGAGGAAGCGCAAGAGUAUCGUGUAUUAGACAACGCGUGUGAGAUUCGAUUUGCAAUAGAACAAACAAGUGUAUUUUGGUGGAAGUUUCCCGUUAAGUCGUAUCAAAAUGAGCGUUCACGGGUUUUUGGAUAUAGUACAGGGUUCUUUGGCCCAGUAUUUGAACAUUUCCAAAGAAAUUGGGGGUGAUGUAUACCAGCAAAGCCUGUUGGUGAAGAGGGCUUUUGAUGCUCAAACAGAAUUCUUGAAAACCGCUAGUCAGAGCAGUCAACCAGGUCAGAAUGAACUAGUUCAAUACUUGAAACCUACAAGUGUCGAAAUUGAGAGUAUACAGCAAUUCAGGGAAAGAAAUAGAACAUCCCAAUUCUUCAACCACCUUUCUGCUAUAAGUGAAAGUAUUCCGGCUCUUGGAUGGGUUACAGUGAGCCCUGCUCCUGCUCCCUAUGUGAAAGAAAUGAACGAUGCCGGACAGUUUUAUACGAACAGGGUCCUGAAAGAUUGGAAGGAAAAGGAUAAGAAACAUGUUGAUUGGGUGAAAUCUUGGAUUCAAACUCUAACCGAGCUCCAAGCCUUCGUCAAACAACAUCACACCACUGGCUUGGUCUGGGCUAAAAAGGGAUCUGCCCCACCACCACCACCACCUGGAUGUCCGCCGCCACCACCUCCAGUUCUAGAUUUAACAGCAGGAGGAGAUACAUCUCUCGAUCGGUCUGCCUUGUUCGCACAAAUAAACCAAGGAGCGGAUAUCACGAAAGGCUUGAAAAAGGUUUCGUCUGAAAUGCAAACUCACAAGAACCCUGCAUUACGUCAGGGUCCUGCACCUUUCAAACCUGUCUCCAAGCCUUUGGCUUAUGGCAACAGCGCUGGGCCAGCUGUUGACAAGCCUCCAAGCUUUACUAGAGAUGGCAAGAAAUGGUUGAUUGAAUACCAAAAGGGCAAACAUGACUUGAUUGUUGAUGGAGUAGAGAUGAACAAUGUUGUUUACAUGUUCAAAUGCACGGAUUCUACUGUAACAGUCAAAGGGAAGAUUAACUCAAUUGUCUUGGAUUCUUGCAAGAAAUCUUCUGUUGUGUUUGACAAUUUGGUAUCUUCUGUUGAAUUCAUCAAUUGCCAAUCUGUCCAAAUGCAAGUGUUAGGUAAGGUACCCACCAUAUCUAUUGACAAAACCGAUGGUUGUCAAAUCUACCUGAGUCAGGAGUCCCUUGAUGUGGAGAUAGUGAGCUCGAAAUCGUCUGAAAUGAAUGUAUUAGUCCCUAAAGGAAACGGAGACUACACGGAGUACGCGGUCCCUGAACAAUACAAGACCACCGUCGUUCCUGGCAAAGGUCUAAGUACGAUCAUUGUUGAAAACAAGGGUUAAGUGUUUUGGUAUUCACUUAAAUGAAAACAAUUUUUAAGAAUAUCCUAGCAAUUUUUUUUACAGAUGUAGGUUUAAACGAAACACUUGAGCAUGUUUGAAAAUGGAAGGUGGUAUUAACAUUGAAAUGAUUUUAGAUGCUUUUCUUUAUACUUUGACAUACAAAAUGUUUUUAACUUCUAGAAAAUUUCAACCAGGAAUUAUAGACUAAACAGUCUUCCAGAUCUAAGUUUAUUAAAAUACUUGAUAUGUAAUUUCAAUUUGGAUUGAAUACCUCAUUUUUAACUGGUGAUCAAAAUUGAUGAUUCAUUAAGGCCAAAGUCAUUCUUCGGAGAUUUCAGUAUUAUUUGAAUAGAUUAAAAACCUAAUUCUCCAUUCAACAUAUAAACCUGGUUUAAGUUUUCGACGUGCUUUUUUAUAUUUAUAUAUCAAAUGUAAUGGAAUGUUCUAGAUUCAUAAUGGAAACAUGAAAAUUUGCAAUAAUUCAUAUUAACCUUGCCUCUUUGUUUAUAUGAUUUAUGAAUUCUAGUCACAUCUUUGAUACAUCUCUUUAUGCAACAUUUGGUUGCACUGGUCAUACGAUGGGAUGAUUAACAACAUAUCUUUUUGAACAAUUUUUUCAUAUUUGAAAUUUUACAUUUGUUUUCUGAAAAAAUGUAUUUAUUAGGAAAUUUUUUGUUUUAAAAUUGUGUGAAUCGCUUUGAUAAUUCUUCCUAUGUAAUUUUAUUAAUUGAAAUAAAUAGGUGAUAAGUGAAA